AUGUUCUUCCUCAAAGAGCUCGAGAAGACGAUCCAGCUACAUCCCUCAUACUUUGGCCCUCUCAUCCGUUCGCACAUUCACAAGGAGCUUUUGCAAAAGGAGGAAGGCUCGAGCACAGGAAAGUACACAAUUGUGUGUAUACUGGACUCGUUCGACAUCUCAGAUGGCCAGGUGAUGCCUGGCUCUGGCUCUGCCGAGUACACCGUUCACUACAAGGCCAUUGUAUGGCGGCCGUACAAGGGCGAGGUGAUGGAUGGUAUAGUAACCUCGAUCCUUCCGUCUGGCUUCUUUGUGGAUUGCGGCUCUCUGCAAGCCUUUGUUGGACGUAACAUGAUUCCCUCGGACAUCAAAUUUGAGGGUAACGCAGCACCUCCACAGUGGACCGAUGGCGCAGACCAGGUUAUUGAGAAAGGCACAAAUAUCCGCAUUAAGAUCAAGGGUAUUCGAUCUGAAGUCGACAAGAUGUACGCUGUAGGAACGAUGAAAGAGGAUUAUCUGGGCCCUCUGUCGCAGUAG
Molecule: messenger RNA, 516 nt
Organism: Ascochyta rabiei
Lineage: Eukaryota; Fungi; Ascomycota; Dothideomycetes; Pleosporales; Didymellaceae
Product: DNA-directed RNA polymerase II subunit
Exons: 4
Coding region: 1-516 (171 amino acids)
Biological process (GO): DNA-templated transcription; transcription initiation at RNA polymerase II promoter; positive regulation of translational initiation
Cellular component (GO): RNA polymerase II, core complex; P-body
Molecular function (GO): single-stranded RNA binding; single-stranded DNA binding; translation initiation factor binding
Source: RefSeq, a predicted model, not a curated record